Xyrichtys novacula (pearly razorfish) is the source of this 29055-nucleotide messenger RNA. The record is from the annotation of a GenBank genome assembly. Lineage: Eukaryota; Metazoa; Chordata; Actinopteri; Labriformes; Labridae.
AGGCGGAAAUUUUGGAAACGUUUUGUAGACUUGAGGGUUGUUGUGAGUAACUACUUCCUAAAUUUUUGCCUGUUAUCUUUGGAAAUAACUCCAGAGAAUCGAUCAAACCGUCUUCAUCGAUCCGUAUUAGUCCUCCGUAUCUUUUAGCCACGGAGCUAAAAAGAAGUGUUGCUAAGUUAGAGGUGUCUUUCUCUCCAGGCGGCCGAAGAUCGUUUCUUUACUCCGUUUCAGCGUCAAAUUAAGACUUUAUUUUAUAUCCAAACACCAGUUUAUGUCUUUAUUGAUAUUUAACGUAGUGAGACCAUGGUGGUCCUGAGGGAGGGGAUGUGUCCUGGACUGGAGGAGGGUCUGGUUCGGGACCUUCGAGCUGCUGAUAUUAAAACAGGUCAGUCUGAGAUUAUCAGGAAGUUUAACUUUAAACUGGGACUAACUUUGAUGAAAGGUUUAAUUUAACUAUAAACUGGGACUAACUUUAAUAGAAGUUUAACUUUAAACUGGGACUAACUUUGAUGAAGGGUAUAAUUUAACGUUAAACUGGGACUAACUUUAGUAGAAGUUUAACAUUAAACUGGGACUAACUUUAAUGGAAGGUUUAAUUUAACGUUAAACUGGGACUAACUUUAAUGGAAGGUUUAAUUUAACGUUAAACUGGGACUAACUUUGAUGGAAGUUUAACAUUAAACUGGGACUAACUCUGAUGGUUUCCUGAUGUUACAGUGGAGGACCUGGUCUCAUCUGAUAUGGAGGAGCUGGCUCAGAAAUGCUCCGUGUCCUAUAAGGUAUUUCUGUCUCAUUUUAAUGAAAGAUGUGUCUCAUUUAGUGAGCCGAACCCUGUGAAUGUCAGCUCUGACAGAUUGGUCUGUUUACUGCCUGUUCACUCACAUUUACCUCAUAUAACACACUAACAGCGUCAGGAUGUCCUGUCCUUGUCUCUGCAGGACUGAGUGUAAAAAAAUGACCCAUCAAAGUCGAAUUGUUGUGAUUUACUCACUCCAAAGUACUGCAAUAAUAACAUCUACACCUGCACCAUGUUUAUCUCUGAAAUCCUGGUUUAACCUCAGAGGAAUGAUCAUCUCAGGCUGUUUGAUAGAAAGCACAUGUGACUUAUUUAGUCAGCUGUAGUAUUACUAUGAAAAAAGGUGAUACACUCUCAUAUUUUAACCCCAAAGUAAACAGAGAUGCACACUCUGACAUCCUCGGUAAGUGGUCGACUGAUUAAUGUUUAUCAGUUGUUGUUGUUUAGCAGUAACACUUCACUAUAACAGAGUACGUGUCAAAGACUUGUCAGUGACUGUUAAAUUGAUCUGCUGACAUUAAACGUGUUCACAUCUGAGAGGAUGUUGAUGUUGCGUGACGGCGGCGUCAUAAACGAGGCUGCCUGCAGUGUCUGCAGACUUAAUUAAAUCAUUUUAAUCAGCUCAGAAUAUCAGCUGAUGUCAAACCGAUUAAUCACUCUAUCUCUGGUACUAAUAUUAGCAGAUCAUGGCUUCAAAUUUUACUACACACCCUCCAUGUUAAGGGUCGGUUUUGGUCCGUGUCUUAAAUCAGCUGUAAAUUAAAAACAAUUCUCUAUCAUCUAAUUUGGUUCUCAUCUCUAGGUUACCUUGUUCAGCUUUAUCAUCCAUGAAAAUAUUGAUUAUAAUAGUUUUUGUUGUUGUCCUCUGGGUCUUUUUUUGUCAGUGUACUCCUCACACAGACAUCUAUACUGAACUGAUCUCACGUCUGGACAUGCUGGAUGUCGUUUUUUGUGCAGAGAAAAACAUGGCAAAAUGAGAAUUUCCUAAAUCUGACAUGAUUGGAAGAGGAUCUGACUGUCAGUGCACUUAUGAUUUCAGUUUUUGCUCUAAUUAUUAGAUAUUGAUCUAACCGAGUCAGCAGCAACCCUUACAUGACAAGUGCCAUAACUUUAAUAAGAGCAUUUUAUAAUUUAUUCAAUUUAAUUUUAAAAUUUUUAUUUUGUUGAAAUCCAGUUUCCUGACGAAGUCAAAAAGUCUUAAUGUAAAAAAGCAAAUUUAAGUUUUUCUUUUAAGUAUUUAAAAUCAAAAACGUGUCGGUGCAGACCCUAACACAGGAGGAGGGUUCAUUAUUGGUAUCUGCAAAUAUGAAAGUUUCUGCAAGUAGAAAAAAGGGUACAGUAUUCAACAUGUGCAUGCUGUGACAGUGAAAGAAAGAGAUGUGCAAAUGAAAAAAAUGAGUUUAAAAAUAUCUGCAAAAAUCUAAAAUUGUGCAUCUCGAACCACGAGAGGAUAAAAGUGUGAAAAGGAGCAGCUGUGAUCCGUCAACAUAGAGCUGAAGUGAAGAGAGAGAGCGUCUGUAAAGUAAACACGAGGGCAAAACUGAUCGAUGAAGUUAUUUUCUGAUUGAUUCACAGCGAUUAGACUCUUCAGAUCUCACCUCACAAAUGUGCAGAAGAUUCAGGAUUUGUUUGAACAGCGGCUGAACUCGCGCCUCUUUUUCUGCCCGCUGUGUGUCUCUGCUCUGCCCUCCGUCACAAACACCACAGCGCUCUCCAACUCUCCUCAUUCAUAGAUCGGCAAAUACCGACAUUUAAAGAUCCUUCAAAGAUGCAAAGAAGAGAGACAACAGUUUCACCGGGUCUCUGUACGUUUUCUUUCCUGACCUUUGGACUGUGAAGGUUUCGGGUUUGUUUAUCCACCAAAUCCUUAUGCAUUCAGAUAUCAUCAGGUCUGGAGAACGGUGAUUGAUAUGCAGUCUUUGAGCAUCCUUUCUGCUUGUCUGGGCUUUAUAAUGUCACCCUAGGGGCGAGAGACAGAGAGAGAGAGAGAGAGAAAUAAAAUUAAAAAUAUCCGAAAAGAAAGACGUGUUUCAACUCCUGCACACACAUACACACACACACACACACACACACACACACAGGUAUGGACCGCCCUGACUUGUAGUAAAAAAACAAACAGACACACUCCGUGGAAAAAAAAUAUUUUUCCGUCCUUGGAGUCCCCGCUCUGGUUCUUUUCAUCCGUAUUAAGAGGUAUUUAUAUCAUCCAUUUAGCCUGUAUUAUUCCUGCAGAUACAACCGAAAACUCAGAGGAGGAAAAUGUUCAGAGGUCUGCUUUUUCAUAAGUGGUUCUCAGUAUAUCUAUCUCACGAGUACAGUAAGAGAAGAAACGCUGAAAACACGUCCAGUCAUCUGGGAAGAACUAAAUACUUCUCGCUGCGUGUUUUAAAAACAGAUUGAACUCCAGAAGACGAGGCCAGCUUCUCGUUCUUACUCCAGUUUUGCAGAGAGAGCAGAAGAGACACUUUGUCUGACCCGCUGCUGACCCGCCGGGUAAAUAAACUUUUUUCUUUUUUCCUGGAGAUCAUAAAUACUGCUCCCCACCAAACUUUUUCACAGAUAUAAAAGUGCAAAUAAUCACAACAGAGACCCAGAGGAGGCGUCCAGAUAAAUGUGUGUAGCAGCGGAUCUUUGCGUGGGCGGCGUUCGAAGUCAGCCCGGGCUUUUGUUCGUAUGGACGGAGGAUGGAAGCUUUCCAGUCAGAGAUAGAUCCUCCUCAUGACUUCGUUCAGGGAAACAGAUUUGUAACCUUCUUAUUUGAGGUUAGCAGCUUCUGAGAUUUACAGGAAACAUGUGAGGUAUGUCAGAUAUUAUUAUUACUCUCACUGCAGCUCGUCCAGUAACCGUUAUCUUUCUUUGACCGUCGCUGCCCGCACAAGGUCCAGCCGCAUCUGGGUUUCCUGUCCAGCUUGUUCAGCCUGCAGGCGUCCCCCCACCCACCUCCCUCUGGUCCAUCGGUGUCCUGCUGUUGAUUCAAACCUCUGUUGAACACACAUUACAGCAGGCAGGAGGUCAGCGUGGGGUCACCUGCACUGACGGGCUUAUCUGACAGACAGACAGUCUGCUGCAGGAGUUCAAUUAAAACUGCAUUUGAUUUUAAAACACACACACACACACACACACACACACACACACACACACACACACACACACACACACACACACACCCAUCUGAGGAGCUCUCAUCCUAAACUGGGGCGCCAACAUCCCCACUAAUUGAGACCCAACAGAUUUGCCUUACAUCCCCAAAUAAAUCUCCUCUUUUUGACACGAACUCGGGCAGAAAACCGUCUCCGCCCCGAAGAAGAAGAAGAAGAAACUUACGGAGAGUGUGAGUCUGAUAAACAGCUGUAAACGCUCUCUCUCCCCGCUGACAGCUGGACUUGAUAACAUCCAGUAUCGUGUCCCAGCUGGGUUUAGGAGACUCACGUCCCUGUCUCAGUCCGGGUGUUGAGCACAAACAUCAAAUAGUAUUUUAAUGAAAGGACUGAAACAUGAUUAAAAAACUGAAACUACCUCAAAGGGGGGUGCAGGGUCAGACAUUUAGAGUUUUACUUUUAUUACGCCGUCUGCUAACUUUGAUUUUUUUUUAUUGCAAACAUUUAACAAAGGAGUGAAGUGUAAUAUGAAUAAUAAUAGAAACAAGAAAUAACAAGAAAUGUAAAAAAUAACACCAACGAAGACGAUAACAAGAGAUGAAAACAAAUUUAAAAAAUGAUAAUAAUGGUACAUCAGCAAAAAAGGCAAGCAGAGCAAAAACAGAAAUGAGACAGGAGUAUCAGACACAACUGUUCGAAAUGGACGGUGAGGAAUAUGUUAAUUAUAAUAAUAAAGAAAAACUUAGAGGCAAUUGAACAUGGAAGAAAGUAAGACAAAAUAAUAAUUAGAAAAAUAAUAAUUUAAUAAUAAAAAUUAGAAAAAUAAUAAUAAUGAUAAUAAUAAUAGUACUUCUACUACUACAACUAAUAAUACUAAUAAUACUGAUAAUAAUAAUAAAAAAUGCAAUAUUAAAUGAGAAAAUUAAUAAUAAUAAUAAUAAUAAUAAUAAUAGUAAUAAUAAUAAUAAUAAUAAUAAUAAUAAUAAUAAUAAUAACAAUAAUAAUAAUAAUAAUAAUAAUAAUAAUGCUUUUGAGACAUCACUUGUGAGUUUGGGGGUCGGGCUCACAGGCUCUGAGAAGUAGAGGGGUCCAGGCUGUUUCACAAUAAUGACUUCUGUCUUAGAGAGCAGCUGAGAGCUUUUCCAUAGAUCUGUGUUCUGUAAGGAUGUUUAACCAGUGUGAUGUGUGAAGUUUGUUUUCUUGUUUUCAGUUCCUGAGUUUGGUCUUUUUGGCAGUGGUUAUAGCUAAGGCGCCGUCUACUAACUUUGAUUUACACUUCUAAAUAAAUUUAUAUUUAUGUUCAAAUACCGUCUGUGAAAAUCUGAAGCUGAAGCUGAAAUAAACUCAUGGGUGUUACUUUUCACACAGUUUUGUAGUCAUGAAGUGACAGCAGAGUUCUGCUUUUACAGAAAAUCAUUACGGCUGAACGAGAUCGUCCCGUCUCUGCUGUGGUUUAUGAAGCGCAGCGUUCAGAGCAGAGCGUGUACUUUGACAGUUUCUGACUGAAAUCUGACAGACGGAGGUAAAAAACUAAGAGUGGAGGUUCGAUUUCCUUUCAGCUGUACAGAUGAAGUUGUUAAAUUACUUAAAGAGGAAGAAGAAGUAGAGGACAUGAUCUGAACCCACCUCUGCUCUGACAGAUGUUAACGCUCCGAUUAUCAGUGUGAGUCACAAACGGUCCUCUGCAGUUUAAUGGGAAGGUUUGUUCAGAUGUCCGUAUCACUCCGAUGAGCAGGACGAGCCGUCGUCAUUCAUGGAGGUGAUUAGAAGACAAGUUUUUAUCUUUAACUCUGUUUGAGGUUUCACUUUCAUGUGGAGACUAAAGGUUCAGACUCCAAACUGAUCAUUUAUUCAGGUAAUAAUAUCCACUGUCACUUUGUUAUCUGCAGACGUGUUGUUGUACUUUCCUCAGUCUGUGAUUUUAUUUUUUUCACACAUUUGUUGAAGUUUUCAGACAUUUAAAUAAUAAGUGUCAGUAUAAAAAAGUCAUUUUGAGAAAAGAGACUUUCCAGUGAAUAUUUUUAUAAAACCUGAACGAUGAUAGAAAUAUCUGUUUCUCUGUGAUCUCAUCGUCCUGACGGGAGACUCGAGGGUUUUUCUUGUGAGUUAAAUCCACACUGACUCACUGAUAAUAAUAAUUGAUCUGCAGUUUUACAAUAACUCCAUCAUAAUUUACUACAUCGUGACUGAUAGUCCAACUCGCUGUUUGGUUUCUCAGUCAUUUGGAAAUAUAAAUUAAAGGAAGGGUUAGUUUGCUUCGGCUUCAUAGGAAACAGUUUUUGUUUUUCAGGAUAAAAUUCUACAUAAAGGUUUCAGAUAAUCGGUUCAUUAUAUCAGGUGGACUGAGUCAAAGUAGAAAACUGUCGUUUAGACUCACGAGUGGAAGUUUGUCUUUCUUUGUGGAGAUCAUGGAUGAGGCGUCUCAGACUGCAGAGAGAGCAGAACAAGAUUAUUUAAACAGACUCUGAAACAGCAGGAUCCGGGUUCUGGACUUUACGGAGCGACCCAGAUACUGUAUAUGGAGACCGAGCAAUAAUUAAAAACCAUGAAUGUUGACCUGAAUCCAUUAACUUAACCAUUAAUCAACCAAUAACCAUGACAAAUAACCCAAAUUCAACAGUGAAGAUGCUUCAUUUAAGGCGGGUUUGUUUUUUACUUUUGUAUUUGACUGAAACAUUCAUGACGAGAACAAUCGGACAGAUAAGAACAAAGAAAUCAAAUAUACAUUUAUCCUGCAUUGAUUUAUUUCCACACAGAAAUGUGGUCGUGAGAGAGAGAAGAUUAAAAAGACGAAACAAAAAGGAAAAAAGACGAUCAGACGACUGAAGACCACCUCAGUUAGAGACUGACUGAACCACGGCGGUCUGUAAAUAUAAACAUCCAUGGUUACCUUUAACAGAGGCGACAUUCAAACCUCAUAAUCUUAGAAAAACAGUCUUAAUCUCUCCUGACUAAUCCACAACACUAAAGGGUUGUUUCGCUCAAAUGUAGUUUCCACGUAGUUUCCCUCUCCACGUUAGUUUUUAGCGUUUGGACUCCUCUGAGUAAAAUCACUUUAAGCAGCAGAUUAAAUCUCCAUGUGGAGUCAAACUGAAGUGUUUCACAGACGUUUACACGAGGAAACGAGGUUAACAGAGAGAGAGAAGAGUUUGGUCGUGGCAAAUUGAAAUAGUAGAAUCCCAAUCUCAGCCUCCCACUCAGGAAGUCGUGAGCAUAUUUGUUGUCGAUGUUUUCUCUUCAGUGGACGACCUGCUCGCUCCGUUCAAAAGUGUCUCACUCCAGAUAUUCUCAAAGUGACUCCACAGAACGGUGUAGAUAUCUCAGACGGUGUGAAAAAUCCUCCCACUCACUUCAAAACAAGACAAAUUUUGUACCUCCUGCUUUUGGAAUUACUCCGCUCACGGCUCAUUUGUGCAGAAAACCACCCAAUCUGGCAGCGAAGGAAGCCCGGGGUCCUCAAGUACACAUGUAGUUCCAGAUCGACGCGGCGUUCCUGUGUGCAUCAUGUGCUGUGUUUUUUUUCUAUUUCAGGCUCUGUUUGCCAUCCGGCGAGUGCUGUUGGCCCAGCACACAGCGUUCCCCGUGUCAGGAGCUGAUCUGUACGAAGAACUAUUGAGCUCGACAGCCAUCCUCUCCACAGGAAACCCCAGGUAAAGACAAUAGUGCACACACAGCAGCAGAGCACACGGCUUUGUCUUCCAGGCUCCGGAGGGGAUUUAACCGGGGGGCUCGAGAGCUGAAAGGAAGGUUCACCUCCAAAAAUCAAAAAUGUCUUCCUGAGGACAGCUCCACAUGUUUAUUUCAGAGGCAGCAGGGGUUAUUUAUCGGUGAAGCUCCUCCAUGUCACGACCACGAACGAGACGGGUUAGAAGUGCUUUAGUGGGAGAAAGAAAAGGUUCGAGUUUGGAGCUGAACUCUGAUUCCGUGAAGCUGUGUUGAUUCUCAAAAUCUUAGAGUUUAGAGGGAAUUAUUGAGUGUCAUCACACAGACUAUGAACUGUAGAUACACAAACCAAUCCUCCUGAUUCAAUAUUAUAUUUAAGUCAACUUUGGGUUGAUACAGACUCGUCCCUUUAGUACAGACAUAAUCUCAGAUUCUUAGUUUUGAUGAUAUGUUUCAUUUAAUUUUUUCAUUACCAGGUAGUACAUGUUGCUCAUAGCGCACCACCACGGCUAAAUAAAAGCCGCCACACCUAAAAAAAUUCAGUUUUUAUCUCACAUAGUUCUACCUCGGACUCAUAUGUAUCAGCAGUGUUUCCUCUACAUUCAUUCGCCGCUGCUAAAUUAUAAUCACCGCUACUGAAAUUUCACAUGAUCAUUAAUAUCAAUGCUCCACCAAUGAUUCUACUCUCACUGUGUGAGCACAACAACACACAACGUUAUUUCUGACUUGUUUUCAAUCAACGAGCGCAUCAAAUCCCGUCGGACCCUCUUCCACUAAUGUGAAGGGUAACGUUUCAUCUUACACACGGUCUGUAUGGUAUUCAUCACUGUUCAGCCCCACAAAUAAGAACUGUUUGGGUUUGAAACUGGACAUUUCCAAGGACCACUCUACUAUAUGCAGUGUGCGUUUCCGCGAGGUGGAUGUAAUUCUCGGCUGACAUGCAUUUCUCAGCACAACAUCGGUAAGAACAACAACGAUUGAAAAAUGAGAAACGAACAAGAGAAAACCACCAAAGAUGAAGACGAUGGUAAAAAGAGAAUCAAUGUCAGUUAUCUGGAAUUAUUUCAGUUCUAAGGAUGACUAAAACACGUGUUCUGUGUUCAUCUGUUUCCACAAUAACGUCCAGAACAAUAAAAACUAAAAAUAUCUCUGAGACAGACAGAAGACAGUCUACUAACAUUCACUAAAGAGGGAAGAUCAGAGCAGGUUAACUGUCCUCAAGAUCUCAGCAGAAACUCAGAUUCAGAUCAUCUGAGGAAAAUUACUCUGUUUUUAAUAUCGUCAUAAAUAUCGCAGGGUUGAAAAAAAUUGCAAUGUUAGUUUUUUCCGAUAUCGUGCAGCCCUACUGGUAUGGAUCUGAAAUUGUUUUCAUUAUGGCCUUAAAAAGUCUUAAAUUUGACUGGUUAAAACCUGCAGAAACCCUGAUAUUUAUGUAUUUUCAGUAUUUCCUUUUCUCUGCACUUUUAUAAGGAGUAUUAUUAUGAAGACCUGUAAACUCGUGUCCUCACUGUUAUUGUAAAUCGUCGUUUCAGUCACUCUCAUCAUGUUUUAGGUUUUAUUAUUCAGGUUUGCAGAGAAGUGCUCAACGAUAUCAUGAAAAACAAACAGGUAGAAUCGAUAGUAUUGUACAUUACCAAAGAUGUUUUGCAACCUGAUUCGUCUGCAUUGAUCCUCUUUUAUCAAACUAAAAUGUUUUGGGUCUCGCUGUUACCGAGUUAGCAUUGACCCGCGGGGCAGAAUAUGCAUCUGCAGUAUGAGAGCUGUGGUUAUAAAUACAGCAGAGCACUGAUGGCCUGUGUGCGACAUUUUAGCUGCUAAAACAGACUUCUUCUUCCUCCUCUUCCUCUUCUCCUUCUUCUUCUUGUUGUUCCAUUUGGCUUAAGUGGAUCCUGAUAUAUCAGCUGCCUUAAGCUGGCCUCCCGCCUGCCGCACCACUUUCUGCAGAAAUACUCCCUCCAAAGUGCUCGAAAACAUUUGAUGACUUGAGAGGAAUCCAGACUCCCCCUCUGCUGCCUGGAUGGUAUUACCCUCCCAAAGUAUCUCAGUCCAAAUAAAAAAAGAGGACCUGACGUUUAGUAAAAGCUUUGCACAGAAAUAUGUGCCGCUGUGAUGAGACUCAGUAUCUGUGAGCAGCUGGAGGAACACAUAUUUCAGGAGUGAAAUAUCCUGAAAUCGGAGGGAAAGUCCUGCAGUGAGAGCUCAGGCGGCCCUGGACCAAUCAGUGAAGUCGGCCAGCAUGGUGUAAUUUAUAGGGUGAUGGUCUUUUUACAGCUAAACCCACAGUUCCAGCGUAAUUAACAAGCACAGGUGUGUUUAGUCUCUUCAUGGCUCGUUUGAAGUGGGUUUCAUAAAUUAGUUAGUUCUCUGGAUUACUGAUAUGAAACUAAAGCAGUCCUGUGGGCUGGAGCCGGCGGCGCCUGAUCUGUGUAUCUUGACUGCUCUCUACUGGCGAGGGGAAGAACUGCAGGCUGUACAUGCAGAGACAGAGACGAACACAGAGGCAGAAACCGACUCCAGCACAACAUCAGCGUCAUGAAGCGGCUCUUCAAGUCUGUGUUUGGAAAGUAAUUCUGAACAUUUUUGACCAAAUCCAAAAAUAUCCUCCAGAUCUUAAAGUCAGUCACCUUUCUGUGUCUCUGUCUGUCUGAGGAGGUAACCUCGUUCUUGGAGGAACCUUCUCUGGAAACAAACACAACAAUUACAGGGGAGGAUUUAGCGUUCAGAGUAGAUGAAGGUGGUUGUUUCGCAGGAUUAUUUAGGCUUGCAGAAAUAAAACAUUACGGUCGUAAAUAAUUGAAAAAAUCAAUCAUGUGGAGAGUCAAAAGAUAUCAGGGACCGUGAGAGACCAUAAUCUGUCCUAAAAAACAACAUGAUAAAAAACGUCUCAUGCUAAUGUCAAACAGGUUUUUAGAGUUAAAUCCACAGAUUACUGACAGGUCAACCUAACAGAGAAGUUUAAUCAACGUUAUUAAAAUAAUCUGUUUCCAAUCUGUAAUGUUUCCCAUCAAACACACGAUACCAUCACUGUAAACACUUUAGAGCUUUUUCCAACAUUGAGAGAACAAAGAGUUAAUUUCAAUAUGCCAAUAAUUAUCGGAGCAUUAUUCAUGUUUUCUCUGUUCAGACUUUUCCCACCUGCAGCCCUGGAGACUCUACACGACGUCCAAACUUCUCUUCCACGUCCAGCCGUGUCUGCUGCUCCAGCGUUUUGUUGAUGAUGUUUCCUGAGAGAGAUUUAAAGACAGAGAUGGUCAGAAACUGUUGGAUUCUGUCUCAUUCGGCCAGCGUCUGUGUGAUAUCAAAACUACACUGUGUUAUCGUCGAACGGUAAAACUCGUACGCUGAUAGAAACAAACAAACGUCCUUGGUUGAAUGUUCCCGAACGUUUUAGCUGUGUCUGCAGAUACUGAGAAUAAAAGCGUCUCUUUGGCAUCACAGACACAUUUACAGACACAAAUGCAGCUUUUAUUUCAUCUCAUAUAAAGAGGGAAACACAAAGACAGCAGCAUCGUUUAUAACAAAUAAAAAAGGUGAAGAUAUUCUGGAGCAAUGAGACUCGAUCAGAUCAGGAUUUGUCUCACAAACGGCUGAGGAUGGUGUGGAGCUGUCAUCAGCUGACACUAUAACAGCAUAAAGGUGUUUUGAUGAUAUUCACAGACCCGUGCAGAAAUAUGUAGGUGUGCACUCGUGAUCAAUUCACCGUCAAAGAGCGGCAAAGAUGGUCUUCUUCUUUCCUGGAUCAGUCUGUCUUUGUUUCUAGUUUUGCUGUUGAAUCGUUGAACUCGUCUUAACACGGCUGAAGGAUCCUUCCUAAUCUUGGUGCAGAAUCAAACAAACUUCUACGUUGGUCUUCUCAGAUGUUCUGGUGUCGUGAGCGUUCACUCAGGAUGGCUUUGGUUGCAGCACAUGUCCUUCAUUUUUGUAGAGAACCAUCUCUUGUAUUAAAGAGCGCCGUUCGAUGGUCAGGUUCCGGUUCUGAGUAGUUUCUCUGCAGUGUGAGUUUUUAAUAGAUGCUGAAAAACAGCAGAAGAAGAGAGGAAGUGAAGCGCUAAAACACAAACUUCAGUAUGGUCUCGUGUUGUAGGUCGUUUCAUCUCGAUAUCUUAUCCCAUAUCACCGACUCUCCUCAUGUCCUCAACCCUGUCCAGGUUUAUAUCGUCUUCUUCUCACCCUGUCCAUUUAAAGAAGAAGACUUACCUGUGAAAAAGACAUCUGCUUCUUGUCAAACUAAAACCUCGUGGACUAAAUAAACAUCUGAACGAGACGCUUGAACUCCCAAACUCCUUUUUUAUUCGCUCAUCGCUGGUUCAGAGCUCUAAAAUACAAAGCCCAGCAAAAUUACCCUGAAGGGGAAACACUGUUUUUCUGACAGUGUUUUGUCAAAACGUUUUCAUGGAUAACAGCGAGGGAGGAAAUGUCCAAAUCCAGAAAGAGUUUCUGAUUGAUUUCUCCUUGAAAAGAAAAUGAGACCGAACAACAGAAUCAGUUUUUUGUGGUUUCCACUCCAAUCAUACUCUCUGAUGAAAACCUUCACUCCAGAGAAGUCUGAUCGCCGCCCACGGGAAAUUCACGGUCUGUGCUUUUUCAAGGACAAUCACUUUCACCUCUCUGAGACCUCACAGCCGCUCAACCUGAUGUUUCAUCUACGGUGUCAGGGACAGGCGGGACUAAUCCACAAAUGUCCAACCGCACCAAUUCUUCUCUUCUCAAUCAAGCCCAGCUGAUAAGAACCACCAUCCACCAACCUCAGGCUUCCCCUCCAGGCUGGGGGACCUCGGUUAUGUAGAUUUAACGGCCCGGCUGUCACAUCCGUCAUCAGACGUACGGGGAGGAUGAUGAGAUCACACAAACUGCAGAGAUCGUUGGCCUGAACGAACGUCAGCGCGGACAAAUCCAAACACGUCUCCUCUGAAAGACGAGCAACAACAUCAACAGAGUCAGCAACAACAGCCCGACUUUGUUUUCUGUCACCAGAGACAGAGGCGGAUCAGCAGCUGACGGUUUCUGCUCCUCUGAGCUGUGGACAGAUUUGGGUCACCGCUCAAAACAUGUGAGGUUUGAUUCCAUCUAAAGCUCCGACCGAAACCAACAACACCGAUGGACGCAAACCGACAUGAAAAACAUGAGAGACGAGUAUUUAAACACGAGACUGAUUCUCAAAAAAACAGUUUUCAAUAAAUAAUGAGGAGUUCACGUACAGAGAUAAUCGUGUGUUUGAACCACACACUGUUUAAAAGCCUCGCUAAAAUCAACGUGAAGAUGUUCAACACUACUGGGCAAUAUUGCGUCUUCCUCCAAGAACGCAGAAAUACCGAGAGCUUUUCAGCUUCAAAUCCGUAAACUAGAGGAAGGAGGAACCAAGUUGUCCAGAGUAAAUACAGACUAUGGGCAACUCAGCAUCUUAGUAUGACCGCAGCGUUGUUACUGGGAUUGGAUUUUCAGGACUGAUAACGAUCGCUUGUAGCUAAUGAAGCGAAUAAAUGAUGUUAGGAACCAAUAAGCAGUGACCUUAAACAUCAUGUAGAGGAGUUAACUGUGAGUAAGUGGGACUAUAUUCAUCGUAUCUCUCUGGAAGAUCUCUCCAUGGGUGAUAGCAUCUCAGAACAAUCCUUCACUUUACUUUGGUGUUCCACAGGGAUCUGUUCUGGGACCUCAGUGGCUUGUUUGUCCGAACAAUCAUGGUACUCUAAUUUCUGGACUGAUCACCCUGCACUUUGGUCACUCAGAGUCCUUCAGGAGGUAAAAAGGUUCCUCUAUUAGGGUCCCAAGACGUUUAAAAAAAGGGGGCGGUUCCUACUGUUUGUCGAACUCUGAAAAAGUUCCUGUAAAAAGUCCAAAAAAAUUUGUGUUGGUUUACAGUUCAGGAACUUCACUGUAACUGUAACAUGAGUCUGGUCCUGGUCCUGGUCCAGAUCGGCUCUUUUUGUUCAGCAUCUUUAUUGACAGUUAGUUGUGAUUUGUGGGCGACAUAUAAAAAGAUCUGAUUGAUUGAUUGAUGAUGUUUUUCCAGGUUCUCUGUCAUGUUUCAGCCUUAAGUGGCGGACAGCUGUGUGGACAAACGUGACGACGCUCCUCUGACUCUUCUUGGCAGCGGUGUUGUUGUAUUUGUAGAGAAAGGUUAGAGUAGGACAGACGUUUGAUUGGCUGCUGACUGUUAAAGUUUUAACCUUGUAACCCGAUCCCCUUCUGUCCUUUCUCUCCUCCCUCCGUUCAGGUGAAAAUUAACGGUCCUCCUCUGAUUUAUGGUCCAAGUUUCCUGGAGAGUGAACACAUAAAAAGUGCAGAGACUCUGAGGUGUGUGUGAGUGUGUGUGUGUGUGUGUGUGUGUGUGUGUGUGUGUGUGUGGGGGUCUUCUUGUAUAAACAGCCCGGGGUGUGUAAAGGUAUGAGUUCAGUGGAGAUUUACCUAUGCAGCUACAAAGCCGCCAUGACAAGACUGACAAGGUCGGAAAUCUUCUCUCGGUUCAUCCCCGUGGGCAGACGGCGUUUAAGUAUCAUCUCUGGAUGUUGCUGGUUUUAGCUCCAGGCGCUUCUUCUGAAGAAAGCCUCGCAGAUGUUGUAGUUUAGACGGAGGAACAUUUUCUGAACCCUCCUUGGAGUAAAAACUGGAAAACUACAUAAACUCUGAGAAAAGGAGGAUGUCACAGGAAGUGAUUGAGUUUAAAGGGAGUAAAACUAAUUUAGGGUCAAACCCACCGUAACACAGAGUUAGACCCCCCCUCAGAGAUGAAUGUUGUCGACCGCUUCCUUCUCUAGUUAUACCAACUUUAGUAACGACCGCAGGAUAGAAAUACAGAGAGCCACGCCCUCAACCAAAACGCCACUCUAUAGCCUCAAAUAAUGCUCAGAACAGCACCUAACUUCAUCAACAGGACAUAUAGGGUCACAGACAUAGUACUAUACUCAGAGUUGUUCUAACUCCUAAGAAAACAUAAACUUCAGAUCUCCACUUCUGUCGUCUAUAAGCUGGGCCAAGAAACUUCUACUGUAGUGAAAUUAAAAGGUAAAGGUGUUUUUAUUGAGCCGAAUUAUCAAUAAAAUCAUGAUUUUGUUAACAGGUAUGAAUAUAUGUGCUGUCGAGUUAAUAUUUUCGAACAAGAGCACAGUAAAGUUAAAUCAGCUAAUUUUCCAAUGAGGUUCUGUUACUAAACAGAACUACACCAUGAUCUUCUCAGGUUAGUACAUAUAGGGUCACAGACAUAGUACUAGACACCAAACAUCUUUUUAACUUUGACUCAUUUCUUUAACAAAGAGACUAAACACAACUCACCUACUCUCUUCCAGCAGACGCUUGUUUGUAGAGAGACCUCAGGCCAGUCCAUUAUGGACUACAGCGGGGUGACACAGCUCAAGGAAGAACAUUUAUGAUCAUUUCUUUAUCAUUUCCUUGAAGUAAUAAUCACCAUAUUAAUCGUUUUACAGACGCGGUAGUUCUUCUGUCUUAGCGUCUCGGUCUGAUUGUAUUUCCAUGAAGAAAUGAUCAUAAGGGUUUCUAGGAUCCCAUCAGAGGAACCUUUUCAAAUAACAGACUGACCAAAUCAUCUUCAUUCAGGAUCCACUUUUGACCUUUCAGGACCUUUUCAAACUCAUUUCAUGUCUCGCUGAUAAAAACUGUUUGUGUGACCUGCUGAAACCGGACUGAUCUGCUCUCUGUGUGUCAUUUUGGAGAGGAGUCUGGCUGACGUGGUCUGGACUAGCUUUAAAGACCCUAGUCCACAUUAUCUUCCCUGUCUCUCUGCUCCUCAUGUUUCAGCUUUCUUAUCUAAAGAAGGUAAAAGUGCCCAAAAAUAUCAAACUGUCAGACUUUCAAAGCUUGGAUCAUGCAGAUACUUACCGAGGUGGAUACCUGCAGAAAAAUAAAGGUACAGAUGACAUGUUUGUGUUCCUGUACACCCACUGGACCCAGGUUGGUCUGGAUCAGCCUUAUAGAUCUUCAGUACAGAUACCUCACAGACUGGCCUCCAGCCUACAGUCUCUCUCUCUCUCUCUCACAUAAACGGAGAGCCUGAGAAGAAGCCGAGCAUGUCGAUGGAUUCAGUCUGAGAGACUCGUCAGUCUCUGAGCUCCAUAAGAAAAAAUGAAACGGCGUCUGAAAGGAUGACUUGUCCAAACGUGUGAGGAGUGGUCUGGAGCUUAAUGGAGCUGCUGGUCUGCAGGUUUAGUGGGCUCUAAUAGUUUAUUACAGGAGAUGGCAGCUCUGAGUAAUGACUCCUACCUUGUUUCUUGCAGCUUAGAUAAACUGCUGGAUUCGGGCUUGUAUACUGGCGAGAUAACGGAGCUGUCGGGAGGCCCGGGGAGUGGAAAAUCUCAGGUGAACAUUUUCCUCCCCUCCCUCUCUAUCGCUGAUAAUUUCAGCCUCAUAAAUUCCCUCCUUUAAGCUAAUCUCUUCUUCAGUAGGAUGGGAAAUUACUCUCUGUCUGGAGUUAAACUUAUCAGACUUUCAUUUUUGCACUCGUACAGAUUCAAUAAGCCGCGUUAAAGCGCCUGUUUCCGUCUGUUUCAGGUGUGCUUCGGUGUCGCGGUGCACAUUUCCUUCCACCUGAAACAGAGCGUGAUCUUCAUCGAUACGACAGGAGGCUUCACUGCCAGCCGCCUGCUUCAGAUGCUUCAAACUGAGACCAGGAACACGGAGGAGCAGGUGGGCUGUCAGGGUUCGAAACUUCGACACUGAUUACAUGAGAGGUGAUGAAAACAAUAAAGUCUGAUUUCACAGAUGGAAGCUCUGCAGAGGAUCCACGUCUUCCGCCUGUUUGACGUCUACGCUCUGCUCGACUGUCUCUACAGUCUUCGUGGUGGCGGGCUUCAGCAGGUUUGUUUGUUUCCUCGCCUUUAUUCCUAAAGUACCCCCCCACACACACACACACCUGUACCUGAGAGACGCGGUGAAGGACAGAUCCAAAUUUGAGCUAUCUCAUUUUGUCAUAUUUCGCAUUAGGCGUCUGUCGGCGGUGGAUCUGUCAAGGCGGUGAUCGUGGACUCGGUGUCAGCUGUUAUCUCUCCUCUACUGGGAGGCAAACCGAAUGAAGGUGAUAUCUCCUUUUACUGGUCCAUCAUCGUCCAUCAUACCUGCGGCUGUGUUUACACCUGAGCCUGCAAACUCCAAGUGUCUGUCUGUUAUCUGCUAAAUAAAUCUCACAGCAGGGCUCUCACAUAUUUACAGACAUGACACCUGAGUUAACAGACGUCAUCAGAGAGAUUGUUCUGUCGUGUUAGAAACACCUCCGUUGGAAAUGUCAGAGUUCUCCAACACUUAGAAAUGAAGCUGUUUGAAGGAACGACGACAGCUCUGAGCCUCAGAUAAAGUUUAUUUAUAAUCUCUGCUGCUCUUCUCCGAUCUCUGAAUUAUCAACAAACUUUGCUGGUUUAUGAAACUACAGGUCGAUUCUUGAGGGUCUGAGUCUGCUCACAGAUACUGUUGAAGAAAACAAAAUCACCCCUAAUUUCUACCGCAGCCUGAUCGUCUCCUAAAAGGUCGUAUCCUCCGAUCGUAGCUGAUCGUAACCAUUCAAGUUAACGUGUCAAUUUACACCGACUUCGGUGGAAUCGCCGGACUCCUCAGCUGAUCGCAAGAGUUUAAGUGAAAGGUUUUUAGACGUCAUUUCACCCCGAUGACACCAUGGAUGAGGAGAUGCUGAUUCUAGAAGUCUAGAAGUAGAUUUCCUCCUCUGGAAGGACACAAUCUACUGCUUAUAUAUCUAUGUGUCUGUCUUUAUAGAGACAACUCGUUAUUGUGCGAUUGAAUAUAAAUCGGCGAGUUCUUGUGAUUACUGCUGUCUGUAAUCGACCAUGAAAUUAGAACACACCCUGUGGUAGUAAAUAAGAGUAAAAGGUAAAAAAAAAAAACAGAAUUCUAUAAAAAUUAAAACGGAAAAAUGGAAUUUGGGAAAAAAAUAAAACCGUUUUUAUUUUGCCGUAGUUCCACAACAACACAUUUGUUCAGUGUGGCGAACAUUAGCAAAGCUCACACCAUCUACUAGUUUAACAUCCACAGUCCUGUUACGCAAUUCCAACUGACAUACGAGCGCGUCGACUAGUAACGGUGAAUGUAGAUAAGGAGCUACUACCCAAAACUGCUGUCAGUGGACACAGGCCCUUAAAUGAGUAAUGUAAAGAGCACCUGAGACUCUUCCUGUGGGGUCCAUGAGUGUCUGCUGUAAAUUUCAGGAGACCCCGUCUUUGUUUUUACUCUGAGUACCAAAGUCAAGGACUGUCUGACAUUGUCAUUCCAGAGCUGCGCUGAGCUGCGCCGUGGCGUUAUUCAGCCUGAAGAAUAUUAAAGACUGUAAAUAGUCGGACAGUCCUCUGCUGCCUCACUUCCUCAUUAAACACCAUCAAAAGACGUGAAGAGCAUUCUGCCCACGAACUCACCCUCUCUGCAACUUUGCUGCGCCUGCAGGCAUGUCCUUGAUGAUCCAAGUGGCAGGAGUUCUGAAGACGAUGGCGAAGGACUUCAACGUCGCCGCUUUGGUAAGGAUGACGCUCUCUGACGGGCGCUGCUCGAAAUGCAAGAAGUGUCUCUGCUGUCAGUCUAAAACUCUUUCACACUUCCUCCUCUUAUUCUUGUGAGACCUGGAGUGGAGAGUAAACACGUUUCAUCUCGUUUGGGUCAGAGAAAUAAAAAAAAACUGAAGGUUUGGUGUUUCUGACGACAAAGAUCUGUGUGUGUGUGAGUUCAGGUGUGUUUGACUGCAGGAUGUAAUUCUGUAAAACACAAACUAAUCACAUUCAAAAGCAUUCAGCAAAGAAACUGUGCCGUCACCUCGAAUCAUUAAGUGAGAUAAAGAUCGUUUGAUUGGCUCUUUGACGGUCCCGCCUGAUUAGAAGUGUCCUACUUCAUCAAUCGUUCUGUCUCCUCCUCAUUAAACCAUAAAACACUGUGAAGUCACGCAGUCAGAGCCCCCGGAGAGAAAAUCAACUCUAAAGAUGACGCUUUCUGGGCCUGCAGGUUACUAACUACCUGACGAGGAGCGGCGGCGGCGAGGUGCAGCCGGGCCUCGGCGUGUCGUGGAGUCACAUCCCCAGAACCAGACUGCUGCUGGAGCGGGUGGACAAGGCGGCGGUUUUCAGCCCCUCCAGUCUGCGCUCUGCGACACUGAUCAAGUCUUCCAGACAGGUACGGCGCUCAGCAUUGACUUUCAGGACAGCCGGCUCAGUAUUGAUCUCGCCAAAGGGGUUCGGUUGAGAGGGAAAUGCCAAAGCGUUAAAAGUUCAAGUUGGUUAAAGCUGAAGUUUGUUUUUUUUACAAACUGGUGUCCAUGAGAAAGUCUGUAUUUUUGUUGACAGGACAGAUUUUAAAGGUUUGUAAAUCAGAGAAAAUAUCAGAAAAUAUGAGUUUGUUUGUUUUUAUGAAAAGUACCUCUUUUUUUUUAUAAAAUGUUGAUGCAGGAAUAACGAAGCACCAGAGGAGAUGUGUGUAAUGUUAAAAAAAAAAAAAGCAGGUUAGAAAUACGACUGUGUGAAAUUAAGAACAUUCAGAGAGGAAGUCUCUAACAGUUACCCAGGAUUUACACCGCAUCCGGAACAGUGGUGAUGUUCGCCGUCCGCCAAUUCCUACUGGAUCCGUUUGUGAGGUGAAUUUCGUGGUGGAUUAUGGACAGCAGGAAUCACGAGAACUCAAAGAACCCGAGGAUUCACGUCCAAUCCCGUGAUAUCGAGUUGUCUCUCUAAAGACAGACACAUAGACAUAUAAGCAGUAGAUUGUGUCCUUCCAGAGGAGGAAAUCUACUUCUAGACUUCUAGAAUCAGCAUCUCCUCAUCCAUGGUGUCAUCGGGGUGAAAUGACGUCUAAAAACCUUUCACUUGUUCGUCUCCGCCCGUUUGCAUGGUGUGAAAUACGAUCCUCCUGAAACACGGAGUGUUUUAUUUUGAAAAGAAGCCGGAUGUUUUAUUUUGAAGUCUGUGCCCGACUUCCUUUCCAGCACGGGUUAAUCUGUGCUGAAUUUAUCCGCCAUGCUCCGGCGUCCAGAAAAAAUAGAACUCUUGUGAUCAGCUGAGGAGUCCGGCGAUCCGCAGAGGAACGGAAAGAAGUCGGUGUAAAUUGACACGUUAACUUGAAUGGUUACGAUCAGCUACGAUGAAAAUGGGGGGUUAGGAUGGGAAGAGGAGCAUCACUCUGCAUUAAAAACAAACAUGACUCUGUAGUGGAAGUCACCGCAUGAGCUCAUCUCUGCAUCCAUGAAUGAGGGUCAAACUUCAACCAUAGAUUUAAACAUGAUCUGGACUGUUUAAACUGGACUGAGAGGAUGUGGAAGUCAAAAUCUGAGUCUGUGUCCCGGGUAUCUUCCUCAUCUGUGAAGGUUCCUUUAAUCCUGAACAACAUCUGCAGGUUUAGGAGAAUCAGGAGUCAUUUCACUGUCUCUGCAGAGUUUUCAGUAAAAUCAUCAAAAGUGCUUCGAUCGUCUUCCUCUAAACUCCUUUUUGUUUGUAUCUGAAAUCGUCGCUCUGUAAGAUGUUAAUGAGAGAAGUGUGUCAGCUUCUACUUCUCCAACCGUCUAUAUCUACGCUCACGUCCUGGUCCAGGGUCCAAAGUCAUGUAAGGGGCCUGCGAUGUGACAGAAACCCAAACCCAGAGUGAUCAUCCAUCAAACCUCCGAGUCUUUGGUUUGAAGUGGAUUCUUCGCAGCCGCCUGUCUGGCGUCUAUUUGAAGCUGUGAUAUCUCUCAUUGUGGACCACAGGGAUAAUUACUGCUCAUCAAAGUCUUUCCAUCGCGCCUGUUCUUCAGAUGAUCUCCUUUUUUCUCCUUCAAAGCUCCCAUCUAAGUUCCGAACAUUCACUGGGUUUUUAGGCUGAACUUCUAUAAAGACAGUUAGAGCGGUUUUACUGGGAACUGAAAAUACGCUUUCAAUCAAAGAGGCUCCGACGCUUUUAUUCACAUAUUUGAUUUGGAGUGGGGGUCCUCUCAUAUUCAGGGUCGAGUCUUUUGGGUCCGUAUUUGUGUGAGCAGAGUGAAACUGAGGCCCGCUUCAGUCCCAGCCUCAGAACCAGGAGGAUGAAAGACGAGGAAACUUUGCUGUCGGAGCAAAAGAGGACGAGAAAACUGACGACGGAGGACGAGUUUUCACAUCCGCUCUGCAGAGUUAUGACCGCAGCAGAGAGAGACGGACGGAUAAGGAGUUUAAUCUGUCAAUAAAAACACUAAACCAAUGAUAAAAACAAGGCGUUAAAGAUGAAAUAAACAACAGAAUAGACCAAGAAAAUUAAAAUAACUAAACUAAUCAAUUCUGAACAGGUCGGUCUUUAAAAGUCUGAAUAUUUGAGGAUCCUCUCAGAUCCUCGACAGACUGAUCCAGAGUCCUGAUGGAGCGUAAAGACUGACGCCACCAAAGAUCUGUGAGAUGUAGUCUGGAGGAGGAGGUCCUGGUACAGAGACUUUCAGACAGGAGGUCUGGGUGAUCUCCUUCUGCAGUGUUCAGGAUGAUCUGCAGCAGGUUUCUGGUCCUCUUUGGUAGACCAGUAAGGAGAACAGUACUAAAGUCUAACCUGCAGACAUGAGACUCUGAGAUCUUUAAAAACGCUUUUAAACCUGGAGACAGUUUUAGUCUGUGGGUCACAGCGGCGUCAGUCAGCUGAGAUUAAACUAUUUAACUCAAGUCUCUUAAAUUUGGGUUUAAAGUACAACCCGUUAAUAAAACUCUGAUUUAACUCUUAAACUCUUUAAAAUGUUCAGAUGUUUUUAGAAAACAAGGAGAAUUCCUCACAGGUUUGAUCGUUCAGUCUGUCUUCAGUUUUUUUAAAUCGUCUGUUAGGAGAUUAAAAACAUCCACCAGCCUGAACCCAGAACCUUUAAAAAUAGAGACAGAUGAAGGUUUUGUGUGUUUGAUCGAGUUCAUCAGCGCUCUUCUUCUUCUUCCUCUUCAGCGCUGUCACAUCAGAGCAGAGUUCGACCUGAAGUGGUGGAGUCGCUCUGAAGACACGUCAUCUUCACGAAAAAGAAAACUGGAGGAGACGGAUUCCUGACGAGGGAGAAAUCCUUGGUGUUAACGUCUCCUCAGAGAUUUCAGGUGCGGAAGUCUGUGAAAUGCUGACGUCGUCAUUUUUCCUCCUAAAUAUAGAAGUGAUUGAAGCUUUUAUUCUGAAAGUCUCUCCUUCCUCAGAGUCUCUGUGGUUCUUGAUUGCAUGAAUAUUUCAGUUUGAUUUCAGGACGUUUAUUCUCUCCACUCUGAACCAAACUGGGCUCGGCCCCGCCUCCUCCUGAAACCUCACAGUCUCAGCUGACCUCUAUCAGCUGAUGGAGGUCAAAGGUGUCGACAAGAACUCCUGAUAAACCGCCUUAAAUAAACCUGCUGUAAAACUGCGAGUUCAUAGUGGUGGUUCAUUUAAAGGUGUUGUAGUCAGGAUCUGAGGAGGUUCCAGUUUUUAGGAGAAAUCUUGAAUGUAAACUCUACCCCUCCAAACCAGUUUUCCCCUCAGCUCCUCCUCUCCCCUCAAGCCCCGCCCACAAACAGACGCUCCUGCUCGCUCGUAUCGUUCCAAUUAAAUUCAGAUAUAAUGCAGAUAAAUACUUCAGAUCAUUACAAAUGGGGCCCAGUCAAGGUGAAAGUCAAAAGCAUUGGUGCUACUGUAGAUGCCAACAGACUACCAGCAAACACAAUGUUUGCAGGACUUCUACAACGAGGAUAAAGUGACAUAGUCCAGGACCCGAGGGAGGACAGUUUAGCGAUGGCGCUACAACACGCUACAGCAGGUCCGUUUGACAAGAAACACUUCUGUUACAGACACUUGUCUUACUUUGUUAAAGCGGUUUACCUGUCCAGCAGAAAGGUUACAGGGUCACCAAGAUCCCCAAGCGUCCCCCAUCGUUUAUGUUGACCCGGCUUUUUAGCUCUUGUCCGGUCUACCUCCGUUUUAAGCGCCCGUUAUUCCUCCAGAGUCUCCGGUAUUUACUUUGUUUUCUCGCUUGUGUCGGCAGUCGUGGCCAAAGGAGGAUUCAGACAAUUUUCCGAACUUUCUGGUUGGUUUCUACUGUCCGAUAUUGUAGCACGCUAACUUUGUUUGGGCUCCUGAACGACACGGGGGAGCGGCGUCUGCCUCACAACCAAUCAGGUUAGAGGAGGUGGAGAACGGCUUUGUUUACAGUCAGAAAGAGCGGACCGCUCAAAAACUACACAGGGAUGUCGUUAUAUUACCAAACGUCAAUCAACAACUACGGUGACCAUAUUCUUCCAGAAAGAGGACACAACUACGCAGGGGUCGGAUCGAGUGUCUUUUACGAGCUUCUAACUCAGUAAGUUAUCGUGACAACAAACUGAAACUCUUGUACAAAACCUCGGACAUUUUAAGGAUUUUAUAAACUUCUCCCAAAAAAGACGACAUGUCCUGGUAAAAGAGGACGUACGGUCACAAUAACUAUUGACUGAUAUUAAAGCUUUUUUGUUUAUACGCCAUGAAAAAAGGUGCUUCUUUAACGGAUUCCUGCCUACCCCGCCUUUAACGGUCUGCUGUCAGAGACCACAAAGACCCUCCUCCUGUGCUUUUUUCCGUCUUUGUGGUGGAAACUCUGCAGAGCGUCGGCAGGUUCAUGCUGGUUCUGCCUCCUCUGAGCUGAAAGAUAUUCAAACAUUUAAUUAAGCCACCUCAGAGCCUGCAGGAUAUGAAAAGGCAGAUCUGAAAUGCCAUUGUUGAAAGCCGUUCAGAGUUGGGAGGCUGCAGCAGAGAGUCUUAGGGUUUAAAGUGGAUGAUGUUUAAUGUAUUAAGUUUAGGAGGAGGAGGAGGAGGAGAGCCGCCUUAAUGCUCCUCACAUGAUCUUUGACGGAUCCAUCAUGUCUGUAAGAGGUCGUUUUCAGAGCCGUUCAUCCCUACAAACACAAUUAGCAGAGGAGAGAGCGUCAGAGUGAUGUUAGUGAGACGUCUUUAUUGUCUUUAUCAGUGUUUGUUUAUUUCUAACGGCAGACACAUUUGGGUUUCCUUCAGCUCAUGCACAGACUUUAAUACCUGCUAAAUGUUUAACAAAGGCCGUAAAAACCAACGCCGCUGCCGCUGCUGCUGGAACACCCUGCUUACUCAUUCACCGGUCCGGACUGAGAUUUAUGUUUCAUGAUUUCUCUGUAAAUUGGUUUCCAUGAUUUACUGGGACUCAUGUUGCAGAUUUAACUCUUUAACUACUAGAAAAUGUCCAUACAAAACUCUACAUCUACUGUACAGUUCAAGCUCAAACAGACUCUUUUCAUCGGCUGCAUCUGUGUCUGAAUUUUACAGCCGGAGCGGUAAAAACUGAAGUCCCCAAAACCAAACGUGGACCGUAGGAGUCCACUUUUAUUACAAGUGUUUAAAAACCCGAGAAAGUUCUGGAGGGAAUGAAGAGAAAUUGGGUCGGUUAAAAAGAGUGUUCAUGUGGUUCAGAACUUUGAGUCUCUGUUUUGUCGUUAACAGGGGGGGACCACGCGCCUUUUGCGGAUACACUCCCAGAUCCAGCUGGAUGAGACUUUCUGGGCGUGGCUGUCCUCUUCAGGUUCAGCCAGAGUGUGCGUGGCCGAGGCGGCGUCGUAGUCCGCCACCAGGUCUCCGUCGUACGCCACAAAGUAGCGCCUCAGUUUGUCGAAGUCCUGCACUGAGACGGGCAGGAAGAGCUUCACCCCGCUGAAGAUGUCCAGGAGAGUCUGCAGGAGGAGGAGGAGAGGAGGACAGGAGUCAGGAGCAGCUGGACCGAGAACAUCUGAUGUUUUAUAAAAAGAAACUUUGGUCUGAAUUUUCUUUGAUGUUUUCAGUUCAAACACAAGUCUAACAUUUCCUACAAAGUUCUGCUUUCUUCCUCAAGUUUUGGUUCUUUGGCACCAACAUUAACCCCCAAAAGUCCGAAACAGUUCAUGACUUGAGAUGCUUUUUGACCAAAGACAACGAACUUUUAUCUCCAGGAACUUCUCUCUUUAGUCUUCAGUCCCUGAGUCUCUUGUUCUGCUGUUUACCUGCUUUCACACAACGUCUCGAUCAGCUGCAGGAUCUUCUAGGAGGCUUCAGGAGAUGCAACAGAUCAUGCAGUUUGACUCUGAACAUGUUAUAGUGCAUGCAAGAAAGAAAGAAAGAGGGGAGCGCAGAAAAGAGACGAAGUCAAACUAAAAAAACGUAGAAAUGAUGAAACGAGCUGAAGAUAGACGACUUAGACGGCCGACUGUGACCGAGUCUAAGAGUAAAGUUAGUAACGACAGAGUCCAGGAUGUUUGGUAUUAAAGUUUCAGUUCAGACUCAUGCGGUCAGCUCUCCUCCCUCUAAUAAUCACAGCGGUGAUCUGACUUCGCCCUGACUCAGACUCAGGACCUGGACUCCAGUCUAGGACUCUGUAAACAGUCUGGAUGCGGACGCGCUCAUAGACUGACCUUGUCGUUCCUGGGCUGCAGGAGCUGAGACGUGGUCUUGGUUUUUGUUUGUCCGUUACUCUGAACACUUUCACUCUUCUUCACCUGGUGAGGAGACAGAAAAACCUUCAGCUGACGCUUCGAUCGGUCUGAUGUCAGGUUACAUCAGGCGGAGUUACACACAAACCUUCUUAGCAGAGGGAGCGUCUGAGCCCGGAGUACGAGGCUCUGAUUUGACCGCCUUUGGUUUGGGUGUGCUGCUGCUGCCACCGCCACCGCCACCGCCGCCACCUGUAAAUGAACAUCAAUCAUAUGAGCAUCACGCAGUGACAUCACUGAUUUAGUCUGGUUUUACUUGAACUUCCUGUUUUAAUGACCUUCAUCUUACAGAGAAAUAAACACCAACCUUUCUGAAACUGUUUGUUUUAUGACUUCACUGAAAAUACAGGAACUUCUGACGUCUGUGAGUCAUACGGAGGUUAAAGUCACGGUUGACGAUCGGUAAUUAUUAUGAAACUCGUUUCUAUGACUCUUGAAGCUAGCGUAGGAUCUUCAGAGGGGGUGUGUCGUGGGGAGGGUGAUACAGGUUCAGGGGGCGGAGUUAUGGUGGAGCACAGAGGGGAGAGGUUUGUGUGGAGGGUGGGGGGACGCUUUUUUCUAAUCUGCCUCUACGGCUCAGUUUCUUUCAACUGUUUCUCAGAUCGUCAACCAUGAAAAGUGUAACACCUGUUCGUCUGUAAAAACUCCUCACUGCGCCUUUAACACGUCUGCAAUGACUUGACUAAACAGGCUAACAGUAAACGGGCAGUUUGACAGUAACGGGUCACUUUAAGGCUUCUGGGUAAAUCCUCACCAUCACCACCAUUCCUGCAGCAGGAAAACUCAGUGAAGCUUCCAGUUUCGGUUCGUUAACUUACCGGCCUUCUUGGGCGUCGCGCCUCCGCCUCCACGUGACGAGGACGACGGCGAGUUCCCCCCGCUGUCCCCUCCUGAUGAGCCCUUGUCGUCGUUGGAGGAAGACGGUCCGGCCGUCACCGUGAAGUCGCAGUUCUCCUUGGAUAUGCGGUACAGCUCCUGAGCAGAGGGAUGGCGUGACAACAGCGGAGAGAUGUAACGUCGGGUGUCAUGGCAGAUUAAAGAGGCGGGCGGCUGUUACUUAGCGCAGGCGUGUUUUAUCGCCUCGGACGAUAUUUCAGCUCGUUCAUCAAGGUUUGGAGGAGAACUCUGACUGCUAAUUUGGUCCUCCUCAUUUAAAUCACUUAACUCAUGCAGUCACAGAGGAGCUUUGUUCACUUUCUCUCCUCCCCUCACUUUUAUCAUAUUGUCCUCUCUCACCCGCCGUCCAUCAUCCCCCAGAUGAAAAAUGAAAACGACAACAAACACGCCGAGGUCAAAAACUUUGUGUAUCUAGUAUCAGGCAGCGAACAGAUAUCAGCGCCAUCUUUCAGGAUAAUUGCUUCUGCCCUCAGGUAACUUCACCUCCUCUGUGAGUUCUGUCCUUGAAUGAGCCGUUAUCUAAUCUGUGAAGCAGGAAAAAGAUUGAAUUUUAACACAAUUAUCGACCUAAUCUGAGUCUGACACUGAUGCAGGAGCUGGAAACGCUUCUGUUAGAGUCGAUACGCCGAUAUCCUACCUUUGGUUAGGAGACCUCUGAAAAAAUAACCAGUUAGGAGACGCCUUCACAUCAACAAAGUCUGUUAUAGCUGCGACUAGAAGAAUGAUGUAUUUUCAUAAAUUUGAUAAAGGAGGUGCAGCUGGGAAAUAAAUCUGGUUUUUGUUAAAUUCAGAGUUUUUCCAAAAGUAAAAGAAGUGAAAGUUUGAACACUCAGUCAUUUUUGAGGCUUUCAUCUUUGACCUUUUUGUCCCUUUUGGCACACACUACUUUAGCACUGCGGCUGUGAUGGAAAAUAACGACCCUUUCAAAGUAAUGUAAGCUGAAGUAAGACUACAAUCAUGGCCGACAAUCUAGAGAUGCACCGAUUGCAAUAUUCUUGGCCGAUACCGAUUUCCGGUUUUAAAGGAGGUCUGACCUGCCAAAACCGAUUUUUCCGAUACCGAUUUUCUAUCUGAGAAAUAAUUAUAAUCAUAUAAUAGACACCAUAUUUGUUUUCCCAAUUUUAAUUUAAGUACCCCUCUCCCAGACAACAUUUUGCUUAACUGCAAUUAAAAGCACAACUAAUGGUAGGCUAUAUGCUAUCAUAACGCCCCUUUUCAAGAAUAAAACCUCACAAAUACGAAAUAGAGUGAGAGUGUCAACAGUGCCUCCUGAGCAGAUUUAUUUUCAACACUGACCAUAACAUUCAGUCCAGUUUACAGGUCAAUAACUAACUUACAUUCAAACAACAUUCAAAAACGUCCCAGCAUUUGCCUGGUACAAUGUAAUUUAUUGACUACCCCUCCAGUACCUCUCUCAAACGACUCUGGCAGCGCUGUGUCAGAAAAGUACCGCCUACUUGGUAGUUUGUACCAAUCAACGCCUAAGACAUUUGGAACAACAAACUUAAUACGCCACUUGGAAAAGAAGCACCCAGGCGUGUUUAGCAAAUAUAAGGACGAAGCUGCCGCUAAGAGGAGGGAUGCAGCAGAGUCGCAGCGACCACAACAACCCUCCGCCGUGGCUCAUAUGUUCGACAUCAGCACUGAAAAGUCCAAAGCCACCACUAGGAAAAUAAUGGAGCUCGUGGCCCUGGAGGACCAGCCGUUUAGCGUAGUACAGGAUAAAGGCUUCGUAAAUCCGGUGAAACACCUGAGUCCACGGUACAAAUUACCAAGUCGGGUGUUUCAUCAGAUUUACCAAGCCUUUAUCCUGUACUACGCUAAACGGCUGAGUUAUCGGUGCAUCUCUAGUCUGCACCGGUGCUCACUUAUGGCAGGAUUUACAGGUAGUGCGCCGGCAAAAAUGGAGGAGGAGGAAACAACAAACUAAUAUAAGUUCCAUAUGUGUCCAUCUUUGUCUUACUGACAAAAUAAUCACAAAAGACGUGGUUUGGAAAGAUCAAACUAAAGUCGGAAAUCUUCCUCUGUGCUGAGGUUUGAUUUGAUUGGUCAGGAGUGAGGAGGCGUCCCAUACCUGCCCGUCUUCUUUAUACCCUCCCAUUUCAACCGAGGCGCACUCCACAGCUGUGAGUGGAACUUCAUUACGUGUGACACUCUGUAGAGAAGGGCGAGUGUGUCGGGGUCGGUUUGGGAUUGGACCGAAAUGUCCAGACUGGCUCUACGUGUUACACUCUCUGGGGUCAGCUGACCGCACUUAAGGCCUCUGAUUGGUGGAGAUGCCCUUAACAAAGAUGGCAGCUUAGUUUAGUAUCUUAAGCUAACCAUAAAAAUUGUGAUAUUGAGCGGUUUAGAUGCAAAGAUCGUCCCAAAAUACAAUCAAUGUUUAACCGUGUUUAAAUAUAACAGUGAAUUCUGAAUCCCCAAAAAGAGGACGCGACUGCGCGGGGCAGAGUCACAGAGAAGUACAUUUUGGGAGUAUUUUGGGUCGGGUCAGUACAAACUUAAAACUUCCAGACAAAAAGGCGGAUGUUUAAAGGAUUUUAUAAACUUCCCCAGAUGAAGCCGGACAGCCUCCAGAAAAGAGGACAUGUCCACGUAAAAGAGGACGUAUGGUCACCCUGUUGUCAUGGAGGUGGUCUCCUACCUUUAACUGGGUCAGGUUUGUGGCCGUCUUCCAGUCCUUGUCAUCGCGGAUGCGGGUCAUUCUAGGGAAGCGGAUGGAGAUGCCAUCAGCGGUGUGCAUCUCUGACUUGGAAAACUCCGCCCCUGUGAUCUCCCAGACGGGCGCUUGCUGCAGCAGAAGAAACAAACAGUCAGAUAUAGGAAUAAAAAGUCAUUUUAACUUCAAAUGGAGGAGCAGAAAGAGAAAAGACUGAACUAUUCCUCCUCUGCUGCUGCAUGGAGACGAGUUUGUGGAUUUCAUUAGAGCUCUAUUCCUGGACUUGAGCAGCAGAGAGGGUCGUUUCUGAGCUGCUUCUAUCCUUGACUAUUUUUAGAGGAGAUGCCGUUUGAAAACACCUCCCAGCUCUGCAGCUGCGGUGGUCAUUAUCUCAGUACGUUUGAGAGCAAUUUAUGUGGAGAUUUGUCUCCAAGAAGACACAUGCAAGAGUUUCUGCAGAUAUACGGCCGGGCUGAAAAUGUGCUGAGGAGAGAGAUCUCACCUCAGGAUCACGAAUAAUGAAAUCAGGAUAAUAGUUCUUGAUGAUUUUCAGCC